This is a messenger RNA of Caenorhabditis sp. 36 PRJEB53466, 277 nucleotides long. Lineage: Eukaryota; Metazoa; Nematoda; Chromadorea; Rhabditida; Rhabditidae. The record is from the annotation of a GenBank genome assembly.
AUGAACUGCUACUCGUUCUUUGUGCUUUUCGUCUUCUCGAUUCUCGCAUUUUUGAAUGCGCAACAACUUCAUCGAAAAUGCGGACGAUCGGCGAUGAGACACGUGGCAAAAUUGUGUGCGGAUGGCUGUGAGAUUGGAGGUAAAUUGAGGUCUUAUGAAAUUUUUGGAGAAAAAAAAAUUUGCAGCUAGUGUCAAUCCGAGCGUCUAUUGUUCGGUCGGAUACACCGACGAACAGGUCAGUGAGGCGUGUUGUCCCAACGCCGAAAAGGAACAAUAA